AAAACAGAGGGAAUUUUGAAUUUUACGUAAACUUGCAGCAGGGACAACAACAAAAAGGAUUAGUCUGAAUUUAUGUAAUAAUUUAAUUUGAUUAAUGAUCUAAUCGAAAGUCUGUGAUAGACACACCUGAACCUUCGUUCCUUAAUUUUUAUACAUAUGAUAAAUUCAAAUGGAGACUCCAGAUUCUACAAAAUCGCGAAGAUCAUUUUCAUCAUUUAAAUCGGCGUCAUUUAUUGAUUGGUCAAAAGAUUCAGACAAAGAAGACCCCGCUUUCAGAACGCCUUUAAAGGAUUUGGAGAAAGAAGUACUUGCUUUCAGAACACCUUUAAAAGAUUUCGACAAAGAAGACCCUGCUCUCAGAACACCUCGGAAAAGCAGUCGUAAGGAGAAAGUAAUGGUCAGGAACAGAAAGGCAGAUAGUGCAAAACUAUCAUUGUCUUCCAAAGAACCCAAAGAAGAGGAAAAGACUGCAAUCUACAAGUUGUUUUUGAAAAUCUUGUUCCUGUUCCUCGCAAUCGUAACCAGUGUCAUAUGUGCGUUACUUGUGUCAAUAACUCUGAUUGAAGACCGAAAAAUAAGCAGUCCCAAAAUUGGUUCCUACAAAUCAGCCCUGGAGAAACAGGUGUUUGGCCAGGACAAAGUGAUAGAAGAUGUGCUCAAGAAAUUCACAGCCAUGUACCGAACUGCACUCGAAGGAGAUCUCAACGUCAUUCUCUUGAGUGGAGGUCCUGGAGUGGGAAAGGACCUGGUCGCCCAAAUUAUGACUGCAGAAUUUCACGCUCAAGCAGGACCGACCUGCAUCUCAUCUUCAUUUCUUCUGUUUGGCCACAACUGGCCGAUCUGCAAACGAACUGAUCUAAAUGUGAUCCAAUUAGAGACGAUCAUCAACGAAAGUGACAUUUUAAAAGCAACAGAACUGAUUAAGCAAAUCUCCAGACAAGGAAUCAAAGGCAUAAUAUUUUUGCCAGUUUUGGCCGCUAAAGCCCUGAACGAAGGGGUUGAAAACGCUGUAGGAUUAGAAAAUCUGAAGACAGUUGAAGACUACCAGGAAAUUGUGCUUGAAAGGAGCCUCAAGGUGCAGAAGUUGCUCAGCGUGAACGGCAUCAAGUGUGACAUGGUCGUGUUCCGACCUUUGACCCGGGAUAUAGUGGAAAAGUGCCUGGGACCAAAAGGCAUAUCUGCAAUCAAUUAUGUAAUGCAAGGCAGGGAAUUUGCUUUGCAAGGAUGCAAACAGCUAGAAGAAUUUAAAUUGUGAUAGUUAAAAUUUAAUAUCUUGCUUUGACAGAGAACAAUGAGAAAUACAGGUUUUCCUUAUCACAGACAUUAUGGUUCCAGGAUAGAUCCACUGUCCUUCAGACACUUGCACCCACAACCAGUGGGGCAUUGGUUUUCUUUGGCAAACCAGCUUGUCAUGUGCUGGGUGUGACCUCCGUGUCCGCACACCAAACAAAAGUUGGCUGAUCCUGAAUUAUGAGAUUAAUAAAUAAUACGUUCAAGAAAGAAAGAAAA
Messenger RNA from Neocloeon triangulifer, 1509 nucleotides. RefSeq lists its product as uncharacterized. Lineage: Eukaryota; Metazoa; Arthropoda; Insecta; Ephemeroptera; Baetidae. The coding region runs from base 170 to 1255 and encodes 361 amino acids. The record is from RefSeq and is a predicted model, not a curated record. The transcript has 2 exons.